AUGUGCCGACGAACCGGCCGUACGUCUUCAUACGAUAAUGACGAGCGCACGAGUCUGCUGCCGACGUCUGAAGAACAGAGAGAAGCAAUGGGCUUUGUCACGUCGUUGAGGGGACACCUCCAUGCGGAGGGGUCCUCAUCAGCAGACCCCGCCAACGGGGAUAUAGCUGCAUCGGAAGCACCUCGGGAUGUUGAGAUGGCCGGGAAGACGGACAACACUAUUGAAGAUCACGACCAUGUCAAAAAAUUCGAUACCUCCGAGCCUCUUGAGUCGGGUGUCGGCACUAUUCAAGCUGCUCAGACAUUAUGGGGGAAGAAGGGAAGAUGGCUAGUUAUUGUCGGCGAAAUCGACAACACCACUGUGUACAUCUACAACAACUAUGCGACAUCCUCCUUUUCAGCUCUUUCCAAGCUCGCAACCCUAACCACCGCCAGCGGCAUCGUCUUCGCAGUCAUCAAACCGCCAGUCGCCAAGCUUUCCAACGUUAUUGGACGAGGAGAAACCUACAUCAUGAGUAUAUCCUUCUACGUCCUGGGCUACAUCCUCAUGGCAACGUCCACAAAUUUCAACGCCUAUGCUGCAGGCGUUGUUUUCUACGUCGUCGGCCAGUCAGGCACAAACAUCAUGAACGACAUCGUGAUUGCCGAUAUCACUACGGCUCGCUGGCGUGGCUUCGCUCUCAGCUUCUCCUUCUUCCCAUUUCUCAUUACGCCCUGGGCCGCUGCCUUCAUUGUCGACGAUGUCGUCAAGCCCGGUGGUAUCGGCUGGCGAUGGGGGAUCGGCAUGUUCGCCAUUCUCAUGCCCAUCGGCGCCGCGUUCAUCAUCUCGACUCUGCUUUACUACCAAAAGAAGGCCAAGGACAUGGGUCUCACCCCGAGACAGAAGACAACGCUCUACAGCUUUUGUUCUCAGAUCGACCUAGGCGGCUCAGCCCUUCUCUGCGCGGGUUUCUCAUUGGUCUUGAUACCGCUGACGUUAGCGGCAUCAACACCGAGCAGAUGGGGAACGGCAUACAUCAUCGUCUUGAUCGUGAUUGGCGUCAUGCUCCUCGCUGCACUACCAUUCUACGAGCAGCAUCUAGCUCGCAACCCAAUCAUGCCCACGCGAUACUUCCGCAACAAGACAAUCGUUCUUUGCCUUUUGCUCAUCGCGAGUGACUCGGUUGGGUUUGCCUGCACGCACACGUAUCUCUACUCCUGGUCUACGGUAGCCCGCGGCUUCGCCGCCCGAGACGCCACAUUCUUCCAGUACACCAAUGGUGUGAUGCAGUGUGUGAUGGGAAUCAUCGCCGGCUUGGCAAUGGCAUACACUCGCCGAUACAAGUGGCUGCUUAUCGGCGGCGCAAUCAUCCGUCUCAUCGGCUAUGGUAUCAUGCUUCGCCUUCGCGGGGCUGACAACUCCGUGGCCGAACUCUUCAUUGUGCAAAUGAUUCAGGGUUUAGGUUCUGGUAUCAUGCAACUGUCAAUUCUUGUACCUGCGCAGGUCGUCGUGCCUCACCGCGAGAUGCCCCAGAUUACUGCAUUGGUCAUUUGCUGUUCGGUUAUUGGAGGAAGUAUCGGGGGUUGCAUAGCUGGUGGCAUCUACACCAACACAUUCAAGCCGAUGCUGUACAAAUAUCUCGGCGCCAGCGCUUCGCCGGAGCUUGUUGACUCGUUGUUCGACUCCAUUGUCGGCACCGCGCCUGCAUGGGGUACUCCGGAAAGAAACGCGAUCAACCAUGCGUUCACGGAUGUCAUGAAAUUCAUGGUCUACACCGCAGUUGGAGCUUCAGCUCCAGGGGUUAUUCUGGCUUGGUUCCUGCCAGACUUUGUGCUACCUGACCGGAACAACAUGGUUGAGGAGUGA
Colletotrichum fioriniae is the source of this 1845-nucleotide messenger RNA. Lineage: Eukaryota; Fungi; Ascomycota; Sordariomycetes; Glomerellales; Glomerellaceae. The record is from RefSeq and is a predicted model, not a curated record.